UCCUCAAACCAAGAUGCUCACAUGCUGCUUCCCGAAGUCUGGAAGCUGCAGGCGGAAGAAAGCGCGCCCUGCAGACGCUGUUCCCCAAUGGGGAUUUCAUGUCAGGGCUCCCCACCGCCUCUGGCCAUUUGGCCAGAAGGACAGAAAGAAGGCCAUGGAGGACAUGGAGAGGCAGCUGGCAUAUAUGCCCUCCUCCCUGACAGAAGGGUUGACCCCACAGGCAUCCCGAGAAACAGGUGCUGGGGAUUGCCGGGCAAGACCUCCGACACCAUGCAGACCACUGUCCCAGGUGGUCGUCCACCGAACAGUGGUCCAGGAGCCGGAGCCCCCGGAGGCCGAGGCCGAGGAUGCUCCACCACCUGAGGAGCUAGAGCCGGAUCUGGAGGGAGGGCUGGUGCCUGCAGUGACUUCAGGAGGAGACCAGGAGCCGGCAGGUGACCCGGCACCUGCCCAAGGAGAGCCUGGCGCUGUCCAGGAAGAACUGGCACCUGCUCCUGCCCCAGCACCUGCCCCUGCCCCUGCUACAGUUCCUGCCACUCCCCCUUCCCCCACCCCAGCCCCUGCCCCUGCCUCGGACCCAGAUCCUGCCCCUGUCCCUGCCCCUAUCCUAACCCCUGCCCCUACUCCUGCUCCUGCAGGGCUCCCACAGCCACAUCCAGAGCCCACAUCCCUGCAGGGAGAGCUCCUUGUACAAUUACCCUUAGUUCCAUCGCCAGAACCCGAGACCCCGCCCCAUUGUUUCAUCCCCUCCCCCUGUGUUCUUUCUCUCUGGUACAUAUUAACUGAUAUUUUAUCCUUACAUGUCCUAUACACUGUGUAUUAUUUGUUUUAAAUAAAAUUACUUGUUUUCAAUUGAACACAUCAUGAGCAUUAAGUACAUGCCCAACGCUGUGCCACCACACCCCAGAAUAUUGCCGCAGAAUAUCUCAUUCCCCAAAGGAGUCCCCGAAACAGAAGCCCUCCCUGCCCGUUUCUCCUCCAGCCCAGACCAUGGCAACCCCUAAGCUACUUUCUCUCU
This is a messenger RNA of Zalophus californianus (California sea lion), 1018 nucleotides long. RefSeq names its product protein TsetseEP-like. Bases 14 to 832 code for a protein of 272 amino acids. Lineage: Eukaryota; Metazoa; Chordata; Mammalia; Carnivora; Otariidae. The transcript has 3 exons. The record is from RefSeq and is a predicted model, not a curated record.